AAUAGCUGACCGUCUAUUGCGUCAAUAGCUGAAAUAGCUGACCGGUUAAUGAGCAAAAUUGGGAAAAAGGAGGAGUUCUUCAACAUGAGGAGUGCGGCCCUUCGGUGGCCCCUAUUUGCAACAUGGGGUCCUCGACGGCGUCCGCUGGGUUUUUGCCCAAAUUAAUUAUAAGGGGAGGUUGUGAUUCCAGCUGGGAAUAUUCCAGCCUUUCCCUUGUACUAUUUAGGAGAUGAAUUUUUGGAAUGGAAUCUCAUUAGAGAUAAAAAUAGACUAUUGAGCUCAAUUGGAACUUAUAGAAUGCUCUUAAAAGAAAAUAAGAGAAUGGCUAAAAGAGAAAGAAAAUAGUUAAUGUUAUGAAAAAGGAAAAGAUCAACUGUUGAUAAAUAGCUAUUUGAGACGUAAACUUAACAGAUUUAUUUUAAGCAAUUUUAUUUAAGCAAAGAGCUAGUAUGUUUGAUAAAAGAAAAUUAGAUUGUUAGAAAUGUUCUUUAUUCAUGAAUAGAUAUUGUUCAUAAUAUUAUUUGAAAGUAAAUUAUUCUGAAUUCAGGUGAAAAAUGACCAACUUUUAGAUGUAUCGGGCUAAUAAGAACAAAUAGUAUUUACUCCAAGUAAGUAGAGUAAUCUGACGUAUUAAUCGUCAUUAAUGGCCUUUAAUUUUUGAAUUAGUCUUUAUCCCCUGAGGGAAGGGGAAAAUUCAAAUUCAGAAUAAGGUGGAGGAAAUUAUUCGGCUAGAUUCCAGAGAAAUUAUGUUAGUGAGACGUUAUAAAAUUUACAAUGAAGAAGGUGACUUAGAAAUAGAAAAACGUACUCAUUGUUGGCAGAUUUAAAGAGAAAAGGAAUCACACAUAAUGACAUAGUAAAUAGAUUGACUAAAGUAGAUUUUGAAGUACAUGGCAAAAUAUUGUAAGAACUGUCAAAAGACUUCCCAUUAAUUCUUGGGAAUGGUAAUAGAUAUCAAUACAAGUCUUAUAGAUAAAGAGAGGUCCAAAUGCUGAUUAGCGAACUCCUGUUGAGGAGCAGUUUGGUAUAUGUCACAAGAUAAAUAACUACUAACAGCUGGUGGGAAAAAACAGUUUUAGCAGACUUUAGAGCAAUUUUAAACUUGCCACUUUCUGUGUGUGAAUCUGUUCGGGAAUAAAUUAUCAAAUAAAUGAUUGUGCUGACAAAUUAUUUUAAAGGGGACAGUGAAAGUGAUGAUUCAUCUUAGAUACAUUUUUGAGUGUAUGGAAGUGGCGAAUUAAUAAUAUAGAAUCACUGUCAUGAGUUACUCUUAACAUCAUGAAAAUUUGAUUUAGAUUUUUGGGGAAUUGAUAAUGCUAAAUAUUGCUUAAGAUAAUUGGCUCACAUGCUGAUGGAAUUUGGCUAUCUUUGUUCAGCUGUGACCCAAAUGAAAAGGGAUGAAAAGACAAUUCUGAAUUUUGUUGCUACGAAUUUAUAGUGGGAAUAAGUGGCCGAUUUUGUAGUGAUAGGCCAAGGCAAAAUUAAUUGAUAAAUUCCAAAAGACGGAACGGAAGAAGUUGGGGAGCGGAAGCAUAUAUUGACUUUUCGCCAAGUGGAGAUAAUUAUGCUGGGAGAAUUGUAAUUUUAAAACAUUGGGUUAAUUGCAAAGCAUAACAUUAAUAAUAAUAUGGGGUUUUAGACAUGGGUUUUUUACUAUUCGUAACGCUCAUUACAAUUGUAAUUUACAAUGUAUGAUUACAAUCCUCCCAAUAUAAUUCUUUAUUUUGAUUUGGAACUUUGAAUGCAUUACUUUUAUGUUUGAUAUUUUUAUUUUUAGCACUUUUAUUGACCUGACUUUGGUUUCUUUUGUGGUUAUAAUCGGGUAGGAGUUUAUGUAAGUUUAUAUAAACUAAUUUGCUUCUGUGUAUAUAUUGUUUUGGGGAAGAGGUCAAUUUUUCAGGCUGUUAAAUCGGAUAAUCUUAUUUUAAUUUUGCAGCUUGAGAUAAAUUUAAGGACUAAGAACUCUUGAUUAUAAACACACAUUUUAAAUCAUAUGUUUUAUGAAUUUAAUUGAAAGUUAAAAUUGUGGGCGGAGAAAGUAAAAUUCUUGGGGCAUGAUUGGAGCAAGGGUGGCAGGACGAUCCUAAAAGACAGGGAAACUGCCGUGUUGCAAGCCCCAAAACCGCUUACUAAGCGACAAAUGAUGUCCUUUUUGGGCCUCACAAAUUACUGUAGACCAUGGAUUCCUAACUACGCUGAAAUCGCAAACCCCCUUGCUAAAAUCAUGUAUGACCCAGCGUUAUAAAUGUCUUCACCUUUGACAUGGACAACAGAGGCAGAAAAUGCUUUCACUCAAUUUAAACAAACUUUGUUAUCUAGUACCGUUUUGGCUCUGCCUGAUUAUUCUAAACCUUUUGUCCAAAUAUUUGAUUGCAAGGGUGAAUACAGGACCUUAUGUCCGUUUGCGAAUAAACCGCCAAAGGACACUUUCCUUAUUGAUAUGUGACUGUAAUGUACAGUACAGGAACACACUUUAUGGGUCAAUCAUGGAGCGACAUUGCGCGGUGGGUCUAUGUGAGCACGGAGGGGGGGGGUCUCAUGUCUUAACAGUGGGAAUGGUUAGAUUAGAAAUGGUUUUUCAAAUGCAUGGUCUGUGCUCAACCUAGUCCUCACGGCAAUGUUCGCCCUAAACGGCACACACAUUUAAAUGGAUUUUUGUUUCGUUUUUAAUUGGUUUUGUUUGGAAAAUGGGCACGCUGAUAUUUGGGAUACUGUUAUUUUAUGUUAAUCAAAUGGUAAUUGGGCAGAAAUAUUUUAAAGUAAACAACGCAUAACAAUGUCGAGUAUGUAUUAAUGGUAGCAAAAGGCAUUGUGUAAAGACAUCCCUAAGUGUGGCAUACGUGAAACCAUUUAUAGCGAUAAUGGAACGCAUUUUGUAAACACAGUAAUCAAUAAGAUUGGGAAAUUGUUUUGCAUUUCCUUAAAAAAUCACUGUGAAUGGCAUCCUCAAAGCGCGGGUUUGGUUGAAAGAAUGAACGGUACAAUUAAAAAUAGAUUAAAGUUACAUAUUAAUAUUACUAGUACGUCGGGAUUAACACUUUUUGAGAUUCUUUUUGGGAAACUAUAUCAUUUACCUAUUUUCUCCACUAAGUGGGAAAUAGAUGAAGCUAAUUUAGCCGAUUAUAUGCGAAAGACGUUGGAAGUGAGACAGGAUUUGUGUUUGCCACAAGUUGAUUCUGACUCUUCCCAGCAGAAUGACCUGGUGUUCACUGGAGAUUGGGUCUUGAUCCGCAGCAUCAAAAGAAAACACCAAGAGCUCCUCACGGCUCCUACAGCCGUAAAGAUUGCAGAGAGGGAAACCGGGGUUCACCUUGCCCACUGCAAAAAGGUCAUCUCAACCGAGUCCCAAGGUCGAGCAGCUAUCUAACUGAAGUCUGACUGAACGGUGGGGGUGAGCUUAUAGUGCUCAUAAAUACUGCAGGUCAGUGAAGAGAGGUAUUAAGCAUCAGAGGUAUUAAGCAAAUCCAGGGCGCUCUUCCUGUUUAGGGGAACUCGGUCGACAUGACACUGCCGAGGAUGGACUGACCCAAGAGGAGAUCCUUUUCAUCUCCUAAUCGUCUGUGUAUCCUCCUUAUUGGGAGACCCGGUGGAGGCCAGGCCCGUGAGUAAAAAUAUAAAGACUAUGCCGUCUGGGUUGAUAGUAAAGGCAACGAAUAAAGUUACUGUCGAUGAUAGAAUGGUAGCGGUUACUGGGGUUACUCAACAAGCUAAUAACUGGCUUUUGUUAGCGGAAGCGGCUGGAGGAAUGGUUAAUACUAGCUGUGUUGUAUGUAUGUUGCGCGUAGUGCCAGCUCUCCUUCCGCCACAUUGCCUUCUGGAAGUUAUGACUAGAACCAUAUUGAGUAAGGCUUGCAAGAAAUGGGAUGGGGUAUAUCCACUAACCAAAGCUGCGAAGGAAAAGCCUAUAUUCUCCGACAAAGUUGCAAUGGCUAACUUUUCCUGUAUUGAACUUUCAGGGUCAUUGAGGAGAGUGGGGAAUCUAGAUCCCUCAUGGUGUAAGACGACCGUGUAUCAAACGAGUCCCUUAGUGCCGCGUAGUGACGUAUGGUGGUGGUGCGGUGGCAGCAAACUCUACGACACCCUAAGGAACUCAGUGGGGGUAUGUGCACUUGUGUCAUUACUCUUAUCAGUGUAUAUUUAUCCUGUUUCGGCUACAGAUAUCCUGGACGCAACAUCAAAGUUUGACCCCUCUAAGUUGCGUGUUAAUAAACGUAGUGCCCAGUGGGCAGUUGAACCAACUUACAUAGAUGCGAUCGGAGUUCCCCGUGGCGUGCCAAGUGAGUAUAGGUUGACUAACCCAAUUGCCUCGGGUUUUGAAUCUGUACUCCCUUGGAUCACUGUUAAUAAGAAUGUUGAGAGGAUCAACUACAUCCAUUUUAAUCUCCAGAGACUUAAUAACAAUUCAGAGAUUGCCUUUACAGCCUUAAAACACCAGCUGGAUGCCACCUCUCUCAUGGCGUUCCAAACCAGGGUGGCCGUGGACAUGUUGCUAGCCGAAAAAGGCGGCGUUUGUGGUCACAUCGACAUUUGUUCCAAACGCUACCUCCUCUAAUGAGGAGAACUUCCACAAGGCCCUCAGAGCAAUCAGCUCCCCUGGUAGAACGAUGUAGGGUCACUCUGGGGAGUGGACCCCCGAUGUGUCCAGUUGGUGGGAAGCAACGUUCGGUAAGUAUAGGUCAAGGCUGUAUACUAUCCUGGUCUCUGCGACAGUGUUCCCGAUGGCUCUGGGAUUAUGUGGUUGUUGUUGCAUUCCCUGCAUUCGUGUUGUACUUCACCGGUUUGUUUCCGCGACUAUAGAUCCUCGUUUACAGGAAUUAUACCCCUUUUGGCCCUGGGAGAGGAGUAUGACACAGGUGCCCAUACGGAGUUUGUAGUUUGCGAAGUGGCUCUCGAUGGUGACGAUCUCCCUGACGACGGCGAUGACAAUGAUGGGUUCACCAUUCCGGAAACUUUCUUUCAGACCCCGCCACCGCCUCCAACUCCGGGUGGCGACAAUAUGCGUCGACAUGUCUAAUGAUUCGAUUGAAUAAAGCCUUUUUUAGGAGGUUCUUUUAAUGAUGUUUUUGUCGCAAAUAUUGAAUAAACAGGCGGGAAAUGUUGAGAUAAUUAUCGGGGUUUGAUUUAUUAAAUGUUUGCCUGAUUGGUUGAUUGAAUAUUUGCUUAUGCUCAUAUAUACCAUAAAUAAUACAUACUGCCAUAUUCUUCUUACUUCUAAUUACUUUAUCUAAUUACUAAUUACUUUAAAUAAUAUAUUGCAUAUUAUUCAUAUAUAACCAGUAAAUGAUUAUUGCUUGCUAUACCAGAUUGUAGUAUAAUGCUUAAGUGUUACAAAGUGUAGAAAGAGGGUCGGAGUGGCUUCAUGGCCACGCCGUUGUAUAACUAGACCUUCCAGGCAUCCUAGCACCUGGGGUUUUGGACUUUCGCCUAGCCCCUCGAGGACGAUUCUCCAUCCGAGGACAUC
This is a messenger RNA of Corythoichthys intestinalis (scribbled pipefish), 5461 nucleotides long. RefSeq lists its product as uncharacterized. The record is from RefSeq and is a predicted model, not a curated record. NCBI's taxonomy places the organism in Eukaryota, Metazoa, Chordata, Actinopteri, Syngnathiformes, Syngnathidae. Bases 3623 to 4552 code for a protein of 309 amino acids. The transcript is spliced from 2 exons.